AUGCCCAACCACAAACCACAACACGGCUCUCCUACAACCACAACAACGGGUCCUAGACAACCCACCACAACUGCCCUCGCACUCAUCCGGACGCACAACCACACCACAACGCCCCCGAGACACCACCAAACUCCCCUACUACAACCACAAAGCUCCACGAGAUCAACGACUCCGCCGACCACACCACACUACGCCCCCUCCAAAACACAAACCAACUCCCCCUACCCACCACAACCAACGCCCCUACUACAACCACCUCAACUAUCCCCCGACACACCACAAACACCACCUUACUACACCCACAACAAACGUCCCUCCUACAACCACAACAAUCCCCCUACUACAACCACAAAUACUCCCCCUCUACAAAACGACAACUACUCCGCCUACACAUACCACAAACCACUCACCGACCCACAUCUGAAACUUCCCCACGUACAACAACUACUUCACCCUACACAACACAACAGCUCCCCCUUACUUACAACCACAGAUCUACCCCUUACGGACAACCACAAACCACCCCUUACCACAACCCUACAACUCCCCUACCACAACCACACCACACCUACUACCCAACAACUACUAUACAAACUACUCCCCCUAACCACCCAACAACUUCCCUCCCACACACACACUUACUCCCCCAGCACCUACUACAACACCCCUACGACAACAACACAAUACCCUCCGACUAAACUACUCGCCACCACAAACCAACUACUCCUCUCACGUACCCCAACACCACCUACUACAACCACAACACAAACUCACCCUACUCUACAACCACACUACUCCCCUUACCACAACCACAACAGUUCCCCCUUACUACAGUCCACAAACUGCGUUCUCCUACUACAACACAACUACUCCGCCUACCACAAUCUAUCCCCUAACCACAAUCACGAACAACUCCCCCGUACAACAACAAACUACGCCCCCUACUACAACCACAACAGUUCCCCCUACUACAGCCCACAAGACUCCCCCCACUACAACCACAACUAUCAGCCGACCACAACCUCCAACUACUCCCUCGACCAAUCACGACACCUCCCCCAAUUCCCCGAAUACAGCACAACUGCUUACCGACGACAACACAACUACGCCUGCAAGACACAAUUCCGCCCCCUUACACAAUCACGACAACUCCCCGAGACAACAACAAACGACUCCCCCUACGACAACCACAACAGUCCCCCUAUACUAGCCACAACUACUCCCCCCUACCACAACCACACAACACUCCCUACCACUAACCACGAUCAACCACUCCUACCACAACCACAAACUACUACCCUACCACAACCACAAACUAUCCCCUACUACAACCACGACAACACCCCCUACCACAACCACAACAACACCCCCUACCACAACCACGACAACACCUCCUACCACAACCACAACUACUCCCCCUACCACGACUACAACCACUACUUUCCCUACAACAACCACUACUCCCCCUACAACAACCACAACUACUCCCCCUACCACAACCACGACAACACCUCCUACCACAACCACAACUACUCCCCCUACCACGACUACCCCGACUACAACCACUACUUUCCCUACAACAACCACUACUCCCCCUACAACAACCAUAACUACUCCCCCUACCACAACCAUGACAACACCUCCUACCACAACUACUCCCACUACCACAACGACAAUAACUCUCCCGACUACAACCACGACUACUCCCCCUACUACAACUACAACUACUCCCCCUACCACAACCACUCACCCUACCACAAUGGCUCCCCCUACUACAACUACAAGUACUCCCCCUACCACAACCACAACUACUCCCCCUACCACAACCACUCCCACUACUACAACUACUCCCCCUACUACAACCACAACAACUCUCGCUACCACAACAGAUGUUUGUGA
Larimichthys crocea (large yellow croaker) is the source of this 1899-nucleotide messenger RNA. RefSeq names its product mucin-2-like. The transcript has 3 exons. Bases 1 to 1899 code for a protein of 632 amino acids. The record is from RefSeq and is a predicted model, not a curated record. Lineage: Eukaryota; Metazoa; Chordata; Actinopteri; Sciaenidae.